This is a messenger RNA of Entamoeba histolytica HM-1:IMSS, 720 nucleotides long. RefSeq names its product RNA recognition motif domain containing protein. The record is from RefSeq and is a predicted model, not a curated record. Lineage: Eukaryota; Evosea; Mastigamoebida; Endamoebidae. The transcript has 2 exons. Gene Ontology annotation, molecular function: mRNA binding. Bases 1 to 720 code for a protein of 239 amino acids. Gene Ontology annotation, biological process: mRNA export from nucleus. Gene Ontology annotation, cellular component: nucleus.
AUGGAAAGAAGAAGAUAUGGUAAUAGAUCAUUCUCAAAUUCAAGAAGGUAUAGAAAUAAUGACCAAAGAACUAAUGGAGACUCAAUGCCACCAAGAAGAACUAAAAAUGAUAAGGAAGUUUCAGCACCACAAUAUGUUAAAGUCCGAGUAACAAAUCUUGGACCAAAGGUUACUGAAGAAGAUAUAAAUAAAUUAUGCUCUAUGAAUAAAGUAGAACCAUUAAAAGUCUUUUUAAAAUCACAACAAGAUGGAAAUAAUGUUGCUACAGUUCUUUUUAAAACAGAAGAAGAUGCUAAUAAAAUUAUUAAUGCAUAUAAAAAUGUAGAAUUUGAUGGUAAAUUAAUGAAUUUUGAAAUUAUUUCAACAAAAAGCCAACAAGGAUAUCAUAAUGAUAGAAGAAGACGUUUCCAUGAUGGAAGAAAUAGACAAAGACAAUUUGGAGGAAUGAGAAGAGGAUUUAGAAAUAGUUUGAUUGAUAAUGUUACUAGAGAAAUUAUUAGAAGAGAACGUAUGUACGAACAAAGUCUUUAUGGAAAUAGAGGAAGAUUUGAUGGUAGAAGAGGAUUAAAUCAUAUUGGUAGAAGACAUAUGAACCACAACAAUAGAAGAAAUGACAAUAGAAUAAAAAGAAAUACAAAUGAAAGAAGACAACCAAGAAUGUCUUAUGAAAAGAGAUUGGAGAAUAUGAAUUCCAAAUUAGAGGCUUAUAUGAAGUCUUAA